Molecule: messenger RNA, 4794 nt
Organism: Striga asiatica
Lineage: Eukaryota; Viridiplantae; Streptophyta; Magnoliopsida; Lamiales; Orobanchaceae
Source: the annotation of a GenBank genome assembly
AAAGAUAGCUUAUAACAGGGCAGUAGAAGUAGUAACUAAUCUUGUGUAAGCUAGCUAGCCAUGGAAAUAGCAUCCCUAUUUGUCCCCAUCAAUAUGACGACCUUCAGCUUGAGUAUGAAAAACCUGCUCCUCAUUUCAUCCUUCAUCCUCUUCCUAAUCAAAGUAGCGCUACCACUAAUUACCAAAUCGAAAAAACCCCUCGGCCAAAAAAAGAAUCUGCCUCCGGGCCCGCCGGGCCUGCCCGUGAUCGGCCACCUCCACCACCUUAUCGGCUGCGGCCUUCCCCACCGCACCCUCCACCGCCUAUCCCUCAAGUACGGUCCAAUCGUGCACGUGCGCAUGGGCGAGGUCUCGACUGUGGUGAUCUCAUCCCCUGACGCCACAAGGGAGGCCCUCCGGGACCGCGACCUGGCCCUAGCCGACCGGCCAUCCACCGUCGGCAGCGAUAUCUUCUUCUCCAACGACAUAUUCUUCUGCCCCUACGGAGACUACUGGCGCCAGAUGCGCAAGAUCUGCAUCAUCGAGCUCCUCAGCGUUAAGAGCGUCAGGUCAUUCCAACAGGUCCGCCUGGAUGAGGGACGCCGUCUCUUGAGGUCCCUUCUCCCGGAAAAAGAAGGUUCCCCUGCUGCUGCUGCUGCCGCAGUGGACCUCACCAAGAGGAUCGUCGAGUUUGCGAGCAUGACGGUGUGCAGGGCGGUGUUCGGGGAAGUUGGGGUGAGGGACCGGGCGGCUGUGGUGGAGAUGAUAAAGGAGGCGGCUAACUUGGCUGCCGGGUUUGGGCUGGCGGAUUUGUUCCUUUCCUUCAAGUUGCUACGUGUGUUGAGCUUGAACAGGGCUAAACUGGUGAGGAAGAGGCGUAGCGUGGACAGGGCUCUUGACGAGAUUUUGGAGGAGCAUAGGAGGAGGAAGGGGAGGAGUGGGGAGUUUGGUGAAGAGGACAUUGUCGAUGUUUUGCUUAGUAUGCAAAGGGAUGGGGACUUGCAGUUUCCAAUUACCGACGAUAAUAUCAAAGGCGUCGUCUUUGACAUGUUCGCUGCUGGAAGUGAAACACCGGGGCGCACAGUUGAUUGGGCGAUGGCGGAGCUCAUGAGAAAUCCGGACGUGAUGGCGAAAGCACAGGCAGAAGUACGCAGUGCUCUCAAAGGGAAGAAGUACAUUGAAGAGAGCGACCUGCAACAGCUUAAGUACCUAAAAAUGGUGAUCAAAGAAACAAUGAGGCUACACCCUCAAGCCCCAUUACUCUUUAGAGCGUGCAGAGAGGAAUGCGAGAUCAGUGGCUACUCGAUUUCUCCCAAGACAAAAAUCCUCAUCAGCUCCUGGUCUAUGGGAAGAGAUCCCAAGUAUUGGGCAGACCCCGAAAUCUUCUGCCCAGAAAGGUUCGAUAACAGCCCCAUAGAUUUCUCGGGUAACGACUUCAAAUAUAUCCCGUUUGGGUCGGGGAGAAGGAAUUGCCCCGCUGUCAAUUUCGGGUUGGCAAAUGUGGAGCUGCCGCUGGCUAUCCUUUUGUACCACUUUGAUUGGAGAAUGCCUCAAGGGAUGGAUCCGCAAGAUAUCGACAUGAGUGAAGAGGGAGGACUAUCCGCCAGGCGGACACAACAUCUAUUCCUGCUAGCUAGAGCCAUGGAAAUCGCAUCCCAGUUGGUCCCCAUCAGUUUGAAAAACCUGCUCCUCAUCUCAUCCUUCAUCCUCUUCCUAAUCAAACUAGUACUACCACUAAUUACCAAACCAAAAAAACCCGUCGCCCAAAAAAAGAAUCUGCCUCCUGGCCCGCCGAGCCUGCCCGUGAUCGGCCACAUCCACCACCUAAUCGGGCGCGGGCUUCCCCACCGGGCCUUCCACCGCCUAUCCCUCAAGUACGGUCCCGUCGUGCACGUGCUCAUGGGCGAGGUCCCGACUGUGAUCCGGCUGGACGAGGGACACCGUCUCGUGAAGUCCCUUCUCCCGGAAAAAGAAGGAUUUUUCGCUGCCGUGGACUUGACGAAGAAGAUCUUUGACUUUGUGAGCAUGUCUGUGUGCAGGGCGGUGUUUGGGGAAGUCGGGGUGAAGGACCGGGCAGCAAUGGUGGAGAUGAUGAAGGAAGCGGUGACCAUGGCAGCCGGGUUCGAGCUGGCGGAUCUGUUCCCUUCGUUCAAGUUGCUACAUUUGUUGAGCUUGAACAGGGUUAAGCUUGUGAGGAUGAGGCGUAAGGUGGACCGGAUUCUUGACGGGAUGUUAAAGGAGCAUAGGAGGAAAGGGAGGAGUGGGGAAUUUGGUGGGGAGGAUAUUGUCGAUGUUUUGCUUAGGAUGCAAAGAGAUGGGGACUUGCAGUUUCCAAUUACCGACGACAAUAUCAAAGGAGUUGUCUUUGACAUGUUUGCUGCUGGAAGUGAAACAUCGGCGGGAACCCUUGAUUGGGCGAUGGUGGAGCUUAUGAGAAAUCCGGACGUGAUGGCGAAAGCACAGGCAGAAAUUCGAGGAGCCCUCAAAGGGAAGAAGUUCAUUGAAGAGAGUGAUGUGCAGGAGCUCAAGUACCUAAAACUGGUGAUCAAAGAAACAUUGAGGCUGCACCCUCAGGCCCCAUUCCUCUUCAGAUCGUGCAGAGAGGAAUGCGAGAUCAGUGGCUACUCGAUUUCUCCCAAGACAAAAGUCCUCAUCAGCUUCUGGUCUAUGGGAAGGGAUCCCAAGUAUUGGGCAGAACCCGAAAUCUUCCGCCCAGAAAGGUUCGAUAUCAGCCCCAUAGAUUUCUCGGGUAACGACUUCAAAUACGUCCCGUUUGGGUCGGGGAGAAGGAAUUGCCCUGGUAUCAAUUUCGGAUUGGCAAAUGUGGAGCUUCCGCUGGCUAUCCUUUUGUACCACUUCGAUUGGAGGAUGCCUAAAGGAAUGGAUGCUAAAGAUAUGGACAUGAGUGAAGAGGCAGGAGUAACCGCCCCUCGAAAACAACAUCUUUUCGUGCUAGCUAGAGCUAUGAAAAUUGCAGCCCAGUUGGUCCCCAUCAAUAUUCAAAACCUCCUCCUCAUCUCAUCCUUCAUCCUCUUGCUAAUAAAAAUAAUACUCCCACUUACCGAACCAAAAAAACCCCUCGCCCAAAAAAAAAAUCUUCCUCCAGGCCCGCCGGGCCUGCCCGUGAUCGGCCACCUCCACCACCUAAUCGGCCAUGGGCUUCCCCACCGCGCCUUCCACCGCCUAUCCCUCAAGUACGGCCCCAUCCUGCACGUGCUCACGGGUGAGGUCCCGACUGUGGUGAUCUCAUCCCCUGACGUCACAAGGGAGGCCCUUCGGGACCGCGACCUGGCCAUAUGCGAGCGGCCAUCCACCGUGGGCAGCGACAUCUUCUUCGCCCACGACAUCUUCUUCUGCCCUUACGGAGACUAUUGGCGCCAGAUGCGCAAAAUCAGCAUAAUCGAGCUUUUGAGCGUCAAGAGCGUCAGGUCCUUCGAACGAGUCCGCCUGGAUGAGGGAUACCGUCUCGUGAAGUCCCUUCUCCCGGAAAAAGAAGGAAUUUUUGCUGACGUUGACUUGACGAAGAAGAUCUUUGACUUUGUGAGCAUGACGGUGUGCAGGGCGGUGUUUGGGGGAGUCGGGGUGAAGGAUCGCGCGGGGAUGGUGAAGAUGAUGAAGGAAGCGGUGACCAUGGCUGCAGGGUUCGAGCUGGCGGAUCUGUUCCCUUCGUUCAAGUUGCUACAUGUGUUGAGCUUCAACAGGGUUAAGCUUGUGAGGAUGAGGCGUAAGGUUGACCGGAUUCUUGAUGGGAUGUUGGAGGAGCAUAGGAGGAAAGGGAGGAGUGGGGAGUUUGGUGGAGAGGAUAUUGUCGAUGUUUUACUUAGGAUGCAAAAGGAUGGGGACUUGCAGUUUCCAAUUACCGACGAUAAUAUCAAAGGCGUCGUCUUUGACAUGUUUGCUGCUGGAAGUGAAACAUCGUCGGGUAUCCUUGAUUGGACGAUGGUGGAGCUUAUGAGAAAUCCAGACGUGAUGGCGAAAGCACAGGCAGAAAUACGCAAGGCUUUGAAAGGGAAGAAGAGCAUAGAAGAGAGUGAUGUGCAGGGGCUCAAGUACCUAAAACUAGUGAUCAAGGAAGCAUUCAGACUGCACCCUCCGGCACCGUUCCUCUUUAGAGCGUGCAGAGAGGAAUGCGAGAUCAGUGGCUACUCGAUUUCUCCCAAGACAAAAAUCCUCAUCAGCUUCUGGUCUAUGGGAAGAGAUCCCAAGUAUUGGGAAGAGCCCGAAAUCUUCCGGCCAGAAAGGUUCGAUAACAGCUCCAUAGAUUUCUCGGGUAAUGACUUCAAAUACCUCCCGUUUGGGUCGGGGAGAAGGAAUUGCCCCGGUAUCAAUUUUGGUUUGGCAAAUGUGGAGCUGCCGCUGGCUAUUCUUUUGUACCACUUUGAUUGGAGGAUGCCUAAAGGAAUGGAUCCUAAAGAUAUGGACAUGAGUGAAGAAGCAGGAGUGACUGCCCCACGGAAACAACAUCUUGUCGUGGUUCCCAUACCUUAUGAUGAUUCUUAAACUGAUUUACAACUCAUAAAUAAUCUGAUCGUCGGCCCUACUUGUGUGGACUGAUAACAUAUUUUGUGUCAGAGAAAUAAAAUUGGUGUGGAUUGAUAGCGUGCCAUUACUACAACUUAAUUUUAGAUGCCGAAAUGAAUAAUCAUUACGUGAUGUGCGAACAUUUAAUGGCAAUUUUUAAAUAGUUCAACAGAACAAUCUGGACAAGUGACGAAUUCAAACGUCAUUGAACAUAAGAUUUUUAGUGAACAAGUUAAAAGAUUGAAGCAUAUAUAUUUUUGUUUUCAUUGCAUGUAUGUUGCAAAUAUUGUGUCG